Messenger RNA from Cyclopterus lumpus (lumpfish), 1315 nucleotides. RefSeq names its product gamma-aminobutyric acid receptor subunit beta-3-like. The transcript has 7 exons. Lineage: Eukaryota; Metazoa; Chordata; Actinopteri; Perciformes; Cyclopteridae. Gene Ontology annotation, molecular function: extracellular ligand-gated monoatomic ion channel activity; neurotransmitter receptor activity; GABA-A receptor activity. The coding region runs from base 116 to 1315 and encodes 399 amino acids. Gene Ontology annotation, biological process: nervous system process; regulation of membrane potential; chemical synaptic transmission. The record is from RefSeq and is a predicted model, not a curated record. Gene Ontology annotation, cellular component: synapse; GABA-A receptor complex; neuron projection.
CACUGGCACUUGUUCGAGAAGCCAUCAUUAUAAAACCGUUUGGAAAAGGGCAGGCACUUUCAAAAACGACGUGGCGGAUGACUGGUUUCACCAUCUGAAAGACUACACGUUGACCAUGUAUUUCCAACAGUACUGGAGGGACAAGCGUCUCGCCUACAUAGGAAUCCCCCUCAACUUGACCCUGGAUAACAGGGUUGCUGACCAGCUCUGGGUCCCCGACACCUACUUCCUCAACGACAAGAAGUCUUUCGUCCACGGAGUCACUGUCAAAAACCGAAUGAUCCGCCUGCACCCAGACGGGACCGUUCUCUACGGCCUCAGGAUAACUACAACAGCAGCAUGUAUGAUGGAUCUCAGAAGGUAUCCGCUGGACGAACAGAACUGCACUCUGGAGAUAGAGAGCUAUGGCUACACCACAGACGACAUCGAGUUCUACUGGAAAGGAGGCGAGUCGGCUGUAACCGGGGUGACGCGGAUCGAGUUGCCUCAGUUCUCCAUUGUCGAUUACAAGUUGGUGUCCAGAAACGUAGUCUUUUCCACAGGUGCCUACCCUCGACUGUCUCUAAGCUUCAAGCUAAAGAGGAACAUCGGCUACUUCAUCCUGCAGACGUACAUGCCAUCGAUCCUGAUUACCAUCCUCUCCUGGGUCUCCUUCUGGAUAAACUAUGACGCGUCAGCAGCCAGAGUGGCUCUAGGGAUCACCACGGUGCUGACAAUGACCACGAUCAACACCCACUUGAGGGAGACGCUGCCCAAGAUCCCGUACGUCAAGGCCAUCGACAUGUACCUGAUGGGCUGCUUCGUCAUGGUCUUCCUGGCCCUGCUGGAGUACGCCUUCGUCAACUACAUCUUCUUCGGGAGGGGCCCCCAGAUGCAAAAGAAGCUGGCGGAGAAGGCGGAGAAGGCCAACAAUGAGAGGGCAGCCAAAUACGACGCCGCGAGGGCGGAACCGCACGGCCACGGAAACAUCCUGCUGACCACCCUGGAGAUCCACAACGAGGUGGGGGGAGGCGAGAUCACUACCAGCUUGGCGGACAUCAGGAACUCUCAGUCCAUGGUGCAGCUGGACAGCACGGCCUCGUCGCACAUCCAGUACCGCAAGCAGAGCGGCGGGAUCGGCCCGCGCUCCACCAGCCGGCACUCCCUGGACCGGGCCGCCCAGAUGAAGCGCAGCCGCCUGCGGAGGCGGUCCUCGCAGCUCAAAAUCAAAAUCCCCGACCUGACGGAUGUGAACGCCAUCGACCGCUGGUCACGGAUCAUCUUCCCUUCGGUGUUCUCAAUGUUCAACCUCAUCUACUGGCUCUACUAUGUCUGA